Molecule: messenger RNA, 888 nt
Organism: Cryptotermes secundus
Lineage: Eukaryota; Metazoa; Arthropoda; Insecta; Blattodea; Kalotermitidae
Exons: 2
Coding region: 1-888 (295 amino acids)
Molecular function (GO): nucleic acid binding
Source: RefSeq, a predicted model, not a curated record
AUGAAACACGCCGACAAAGAGUUAUCAAUCGCCUUCCGAUCUUCAUCACCACGAACCAAGACAUAUGGAAUUGGGUCGAGGACAAUCAGGCAAUAUCGCAGAGAAGGUUCGCCUAUUGUGUAUGUCGAUGAAACGUACUUGCACAGUAGCCACACAUCAUACUCCUGGGAUGACUCUUUAAACAAAACACUCUCCUCUCCUGUUGACAAAGGUCCACGAGCAAUUAUUGUACAUGGUGGUGGUAAGCAAGGUUUUGUGGAGAAAGCUUUGCUUAUGUUUAAGUCAGGCAGAAAAACAGGUGACCACCACCACGAGAUGAAUUCUGGAAACUUUGAGAAGUGGAUCCAGGAAAAAUUAAUUCCAAACUUGCCUCCAAGAACGGUGAUGGUAACUGACAAUGCAAGUUACCAUAAUAUUGAAGUAAACAGAGCGCCAACUUCAAAUACCAAAGUAGGUGAAAUGAAACAGUGGUUGGCAGAACGGAACAUUUCGUAUCCGGCUUCGGCACUGAAACCAGGCCUGUACGAAUUAAUAAAAAAACACAAGUCAGAUAAUAUAGAAUAUAGACUAGACGCUACUUGUGCUGCUGCUGGACACUCUGUGAUACGUCUCCCACCUUAUGAUCCAGACCUUAACCCUAGUGAGAUGGUGUGGGGCACCGUUAAAAAUUGGGUGGGCGAAAGGAACGUGACAUUUAAGUUGGACGAUACAAUGCGUCUAGCAGAGGAGAAAUUUAAUUCCAUUUCCGCCGAAGGCUGGGCAGCAUAUUGCAAUAAAGUGGAAAAUCGAGAGGACCAGUACUUCGCAUGGGAAAUGGAACUGAAGGCACAUCACAGAAGGGAAAGGAGAGUCCAGAAGAUCAGAGGUGCAGGACGCAGACCACAGUGA